CAAAGAUGAAUUUAUUGCAACUUUAUGUGACUUUAAUGAAGCACUUUAUGAAGUUACAUUGGAAUUAUUCAUUUAUCUGUUUGAUCAACCUUUAAUAAAUCUUGAAAAAGAUAAACAUACUGAAUGGAAGUUUUAUGAUAAAAAACAAGUGCAGCAGAUGCAUAAGAAAAAAGAAUUUAUUCCAAUGAUACAAGAUAAUAUUGAUACGAUAUAUUGGUAUAUAAGAAAUUAUAAAAAAUGUAUCCAAAAUACUGACAACCAAUAUGAAUCAAAAAUUGUUAAAUUACAUAAUUCUUUUAUUAGACAAUGUGAAGCUGAGGAAAGCCAUGAAUUUAAAAACAAAUUGGUGAAAUUAUUGAAUGAGAAUGGAUUAAUCGCCAAUAUAAUCUUCUGCAAACAAGAAGAUUUUGGUGUUGAUAUUGUUAAAAAUAUUAAGAAAGCUAUUGGUUCUCCUGAAUUACAAAAGAUUCAAUCAUCUUUCAAAUGUUUUGGUGAAGAAAUUUUAGGAAUUAUUGUUUAUAACAGUGAAAAAUUAUCGAAUCCUUUAAUGAAAUCUGCUAAAAUUUGGUUUGAUAGUUGUUGUUCUGAGAUUAAAAUUAUAAAUGAGAAAGAGAUUUUAAAUUUUUUUAAAGAUAAUAAAAAAAGAAAUAAACGAAGAAUAAUGAUGGAAUAUACUAAUCCACAGGCUGAUGAAUUUGUAAUUGGGAUUAGUAAAUUGAAGGGAUUCAAAGCAGAAAAAUGUAUUGAUUUAAGAAAACUCAAAAAUAUUAUUAUUGAUGAAAAUUCAAAGGAAAAAAAUUUAGCUGAUUUAAAAAAACUUAUUGAUAGUAUUGUUAAUAGGGAAGAAACUUAUGAGGAAUCUUCUAAAACAAUUUUAAAGCGUGAAUUAACAAAUCUUUUUAAAGUAAAAACUUCUUUUAAUUUAAAAAAGCCAUCAUUUCCUUGGAGAGGUGCAAAAAAUUCAUUACAAAUUGAUUCAUUUACAUAUAAAAUUCCUUUAGAUGAAGAAAACAAAGCAACUAUCUAUCUUUGUACUUCUAAACAAUUUUUUGAUAGAUAUGAGAUGUGUGAAUUUGAUAAAAAAAAUGGAGUUUCUUAUUUCAAUAGAAAUCUCUUUGAAAAUUUAACAAAAGCAAUUAAUUUUUUUGAUCAAAAUAAGGAAAAAUUGUUUAAAUAUUUUGAAAAAGCAAUUGAUUUAAUCUUCUCAUAA
Molecule: messenger RNA, 1210 nt
Organism: Dentiscutata erythropus
Lineage: Eukaryota; Fungi; Glomeromycota; Glomeromycetes; Diversisporales; Gigasporaceae
Source: the annotation of a GenBank genome assembly